AUGGAGUCCCAGGCCGCGAUGCUCCUGGAUCCCAAAGCCUAUAAAAAGCGACUCCAAAGCAAUGGUAACGAUCCUGCUCCCCCUGUUCUCCCCAGAACUCCUCACCAAGCAUACCUGCAACCCUCCGACAACAUGUCACGGGCCCUAGAUGGAAACCCUGCUUCUACUCCCCUCGACUUCAUGGGCCUGGGCCCGGCUAGACCAUGUGACUUACCUUCUGCAGGCGCUUCUCAACAAAAUAUAAACCGAUCUCCCCUCACUUCUACGCAACAAAUGGCCCCGCCAGGAACUGUGCCUGUUUUCCGUUCCCACAAGAAUGAAUCUCGGGUUCCGUCCAUUGCAACUACUCCAGCAACUUCGAGCCCCGCACCGAGCCAGGCACCCAAGUUCGAUUCCGAUUUAGCUGUGCAGUUUACCAGUGUGAACGACGAUGGCAACGAAAGUGAUGCGAAGCGCAGCUAUCACGAUAUCAGUGACGCCGAUGAUGCUCGUCCACGGAAUCUGAUCGAGGGCGUCUACGAUGUGGAGCAGCGGAGACGGCAGCCCUUGGUCAAGAAACCGAAGCUGGAGGAUGAAGACUCGAAGGAUGCUCUCACGAAAAGGCCGGUUGCUAUUCCCAGUGACAGCGGUCUUGGCCAGUUUAUGAAAGAGGGCGAGGCCCAGCCAACCCUGCCAGUCCCCACGGCAGAUGUGGUGGACUUGACAGCAUCUGUCUCAAAUGACGAUGACGAUCUGCAAGUCACUGGAUCCAAUGAUUUGAGCAACCAACGGGUAUGCUUUGGAAAGGUUGAGAAUGCCAUGAUCAACGCGAGUCUGGUGCCAAAGCCGCUUGCUAACCCCAUUUUUGGGGAUGAAGCGAAUACGUGGCCUACCAUGAGACUAUAUGUGCUACGUCAGCAGCGUAACGACUUUAUUAUCGAAGUCGCGGAUCCCCACAAGAAAAUCUUUGGCGUGGUAGAUGCCAAAACCGCGCAAGCUCUAUGUCCCUUGCUGGACUCCCCAAGUGUGCCUUUGGAAAUCACGGCUCGCCUCGACAUGCGCAAGAAAAUUCCAGGAGAAGUCAUCUGGGGUGCCACCUCUGGCAUAUACCGAGCGUCGCUUAUUCUCUACGGUCAGCGGCGACAUGCAGCGCUUAUCGGUAACCAUAUGGGUCAAAAGAAUGUCUGGCUGGGCACACCCCAGUUCGUCGAAAGUGGCGUGCCGUUAUUCAACCCACAUGCAGAGCGAAGGCAGGCGUUGGCGGCUGCGGCUGCAGCAAGCAACAACUCCCGUGACCGACCCGGACAAGGUAUGCGAUUCGAAGUUCGCACGGCCGAGGAGGUAAAUGAUGCCGUCAUGAAGAUGUUCGAUCAACUCGUAACUGCCGAUAUACCGUCAAUGGAGCCUCCCUCCCAGGUUAAGACCCCGCUUCUGCACCACCAAAAGCAAGCACUCUGGUUCAUGACACAGAAGGAAAAGCCUCGCACAUUUGGACCGAAAGAAGAAGACAACAAUUCGCUGUGGCGUGUUGAAAUACAGUCCAAUGGAAGCAAACGAUACAAGGACAUCAUCAGUGGCGUCGUCGUUGAUCAAGAACCCCCACAGGUCCUGGGCGGCCUUUUGGCUGACAUGAUGGGUCUAGGAAAGACUCUAAGCAUUCUUUCUUUGGCUCUUUCUUCGCUCAAAGAAUCUCGCGAAUGGACCAGGCAGAUGCCUGACCGCCAUCUUGUUCGACAAACUCCAGGAAUCCGCAACACCAAGACGACUCUCUUGGUUGUGCCACUCAGUGCUGUCAAUAAUUGGGUGGUUCAAAUCAAAGAGCAUGUCAGGCCGAGGACCUGCACAUGGUACGUCUAUCAUGGUACGAAUAGGAAAACUGACGUAGAUGAGCUCGCCACCUAUGAUUUCCUGAUCACCACGUAUAGCACAAUCCUGAGCGAAUAUUCGGGUAGGGGUGCCAAGCGCGGAAGCCCCUUGAAGAAAAUGAAUAUGUUCCGGAUUGUCUUGGACGAAGCACAUAUCAUUCGUGAGCAGGGGGCUCAGCAGACCAAGGCAAUUCUCAACCUCUGCUCGCAACGUCGGUGGUCAGUCACAGGCACACCCAUCCAGAAUCGCCUGGAGGAUCUACUUUCGGUCACUAAGUUCUUGGAUCUCUUCCCUUACAACGACCGUGCCCGCUUUGGCCAGCACAUCUUGAGCCCCUUCAAGACUGGCAACCCCACCGUAUUGGCCAGCCUACGUGUGCUGGUGGACUCUUUCACGCUGCGCCGUGUCAAAGACCGGAUUGACCUUCCGCCUCGGGAGGACAAGAUCAUCACCUUGGAAUUCUCGGAGAAGGAGCAUAAGUUGCAUGAAUUCUUCCGUAACGAAUCACAGGUCAUGAUGCGCGUUAUCGCAGGGGAAAGUAAGACGAAGAUGGGUGGCCGCAUGUACCAUCAUGUGCUUAAGGCUAUGAUGAUUUUGCGUCAGAUUAGCGCUCAUGGAAAAGAACUGCUUGAUGUUGAAGAGCGCGAAAGAAUCAAGGGCAUGAGUGUUCAUGAUGCGAUCGAUCUGGAAGAAGGUGUCACUGAUGACAGUUUGACUGGGAUGAACAAGAAAGCCUACGAAAUGUUCAUGCUUAUGGGGCAAGAUGGAGUACCACCUUGCCAAAUUUGCAACAAUCCCUUGUCUGAGCCUCUCACCGGGUCAGGAGCUGUGGACCGUGAUGCACCGAUGGCCAUUUUCCUGCCAUGCUGGUGUGUUCUCUGCCCCGACUGUUUUGCCGGCUGGAAAAAUGUCUUUGAUUCAACUCCUGAGUCGGAAGCUCAAUGCCAGGUUUGUGAUGGUUGGAUUCCAAUGAACUAUGCCACCAUCACCGCAGGUGGCAUUGAAGACCAACAGGUGCAAGCAAGCGCCAAGAAGACAAGCAAAAUGCUUGGUGAAUACGAGGGCCCGCAUACAAAGACUCUUGCGCUCGUUGAAUAUCUGCAAAGAAUUGCCGAUGACAGCAAGCUGCUGGUCGGUGAAGCUCCUAUCAAGAGUGUCAUCUUCUCAGCCUGGACUUCCCAUCUAGAUUUGAUUGAAAUCGCUAUUCGUGACAAGGGGCUCGGUAAAUUUGUACGUCUUGACGGUACCAUGACUCUUCAAGCGCGUGGGAAAGCCCUUGAGGCCUUUGCCAAGGACAACGAAAUCACCAUGCUUCUGGCCACCAUCGGCGCUGGUGGUGUUGGUCUCAAUCUGACCUCGGCAUCUCGGGUUUUCAUCAUGGAACCUCAGUACAACCCGGCUGCGGUUGCCCAGGCCGUGGAUCGAGUUCAUCGACUGGGUCAGCAUCGCCCUGUUGAAACAGUGCAAUUCAUCAUGAAAGGUAGCAUCGAGGAGAAGAUCCUUGAGCUUGCCAAGAAGAAGCAGCAGCUUGCCGACAUGUCCAUGAACCGCGGCAAGCUCGACAAGCGCGAAGUGCAGGAGGCACGCAUGCGGGAGUACCGCAGCCUAUUCAAAUAG
Messenger RNA from Penicillium maclennaniae, 3462 nucleotides. Its product is annotated as DEAD/DEAH box helicase. Gene Ontology annotation, molecular function: ATP binding; ATP-dependent chromatin remodeler activity. The transcript has a single exon. The coding region runs from base 1 to 3462 and encodes 1153 amino acids. NCBI's taxonomy places the organism in Eukaryota, Fungi, Ascomycota, Eurotiomycetes, Eurotiales, Aspergillaceae. The record is from RefSeq and is a predicted model, not a curated record.